Penicillium pulvis is the source of this 1494-nucleotide messenger RNA. RefSeq names its product putative trimethyllysine dioxygenase TmlH. NCBI's taxonomy places the organism in Eukaryota, Fungi, Ascomycota, Eurotiomycetes, Eurotiales, Aspergillaceae. Gene Ontology annotation, molecular function: trimethyllysine dioxygenase activity; iron ion binding. Gene Ontology annotation, biological process: carnitine biosynthetic process. The coding region runs from base 1 to 1494 and encodes 497 amino acids. Gene Ontology annotation, cellular component: mitochondrion. The record is from RefSeq and is a predicted model, not a curated record. The transcript is spliced from 12 exons.
AUGGCUAUCCGACCAGCUAUGUCAUGGAGGAAUUACCUAACGACACUCACCCGCCUGCGAGCUCCACAGAGGGGUAGCUUGACUGCUAUUCCUCGAGGGGUUGUACAUGUUCCCUUGCGGUGGAGCUCUAAUGAACAGGCUCCCAAAAGCGGGGCUCUUAAGAGCAAGACCCCACCGGUAAAGAAUGAGUUUCUGAUACCAGAAGCUGCAAAAGACUCGGUCAUACUCAAACAAUUUGACUCCAAUCAUGAUCUCAAGAAAGCCUUUUCUAUGUACUCCAAGGGGUAUCUUGUGCUGAAAGGAGAAGGUGCUUGGGAUGAGAAACCCUUCUUAGUAUUUGGAAAGUUUCUUCUCAGAGAAAACUGCCAAUGUCCCAAAUGUGUUCAUCCGGACACGAGACAGAGAAUUGUUGACACUUUCUCGAUCCCCGAGGAUAUCGACGUGACAAAUAUCGAAUCGCGUCCCACGGACGUCAAAAUUGGUUGGUCCGAUGGCCAUGAGAGUCUCUACUCGUGGGCCUGGCUUGUCGCACACCAGAAUACAAAGCCGUGGAAUGACAAGCCGUGGAAUGCUAGACGAAAAGAGCAUCUUCAACUAAGAACCAAGCAUGUUGAUAUGCAUGAUGCCAGAGAUACCAAAUACCCAGAGGUAUCAUACGAACAGGUGAUGUCCGAAGAGAAAGGUGUAUUACGUUGGCUUCGCAAAAUUUACUCGAACGGAUUUUGCUUCAUCAAGGGGGUUCCAGUGAAUCCUGAGGCAACGAAGGAAUUGAUUGAGCGGAUUGCGUUCAUCAGAAACACCCAUUAUGGUGGCUUUUGGGACUUUACCGCUGAUCUAACCUUCAAGGAUACAGCAUAUACCAAUGAGUUCCUUGGCGGACACACGGAUAACACCUAUUUCACUGACCCUGCAAGGCUCCAGCUCUUCCAUUUGUUGUCUCACACAGAUGGCAGCGGAGGAGAAAGCUUACUGGUAGAUGCGCUUGCGGCUGCUCGCAAGUUGGAAGAAGAAAGCUUUGAGGAUUAUCUCUGCUUGACCACAGAAAGACAUUCAUGGCAUGCGAGCGGCAACGAAGACGUCUGCAUCCAGCCUUCUUUCCGCGCCCCUGUUCUCUCUAUACACCCUGACUUUGAAAGAGUCUAUCAAGUCCGUUGGAAUAAUUACGACCGCGCGCCAAAGAAUGAUUGGAAAAUCAAGGACCAGACACGCUGGUAUAAGGCGGCUAGACGAUUCAACGAAAUUCUCAAUGAGGAAAGCAGACAAAUAUGGACUCAGUUGGAGCCGGGUACAGCUUUGAUUUUCGACAAUUGGAGAAUGUUGCAUGGUCGCUCUGAGUUCACUGGGAAGCGCAGAAUGUGCGGCGGCUACGUGAAUAAUGACGACUUUAUCUCACGACUCCGACUCCUGAAGUAUGGCCGAGAGAGGGUUUUGAACAAUCUCGGAACCACGAUGGCUAAACGCCACCCAAAUUCUAACAUCUCUGCCAUCUACUAA